AGCAUCGAGGACUUUCCAUGACAAGUUGUUGUUCUCAUCGUGGUUCUCUGUCGACCGUCCCGAACUUGUUGAUCAAAUAUUUCAUGUUUUCAACGAUCAUCACCUGAGUUUUAUCCAAAAAUUGUCUCCGAUUGCUGUCAAGUUUCAUCGGUGACAAUCUGACAAUGGCGGGGAAUGAACCCCCCUACCUCCCUGUUGGGACUGAUGUCAGUGCAAAAUAUCGAGGUGCUUUCUGUGAAGCCAAAGUGAAGAAAAUUGUUCGCACAGUGAAAUGCAAGGUGAUUCUGAAAGAGACCCAGACAUCGGUGCUUGUUACAGAUGACAAUGUCAAAGGCACACUGAAGGUUGGAGUCAGUGUAGAGAUUAAACACCCAGAAACCAGCCAGGUGAUGGAGGGUGUUAUCAGUAAGCUGACAGACCAGAGCAUGUACACAGUGGUGUUUGAUGAUGGAGAUGAAAAGACAUUACGAAGAACACAGUUGUGUUUGAAAGGCGAGAAACACUUCAUUGAGAGUGAGACCUUGGAUAACCUACCGCUAUCGCAUCCGGAACACUUCGGUACUCCUGUACUCCAGACAAAGAGCAGGAAGAGAACAGUGAAGAUGGGGUCACCAGGAUUCAACACCCUUUAUCUUGCCCAAGAGGACACCGAGUCUGAUGAAAGUAGUUCUGAGGACAAUUCGCCCAAAAGAGCUUCCUACAGGGGUCGUCAGCAGGAGCUGGUUGGCAAAGUCAUGGUCAUUGAGGCCGGAGACAAACGGAAAGGAGGUCCCAAUCCUGUUCUAGUCGUACUUCCUGAUGCUGCUUCAAUGGAUCUCAAGACUAAGGAUCACGUUCUAGUGAAGUCUUUCAAAGAUGGAAAAUUCUUAUCUGUAUUGAAGAAAGAACUAAAGGAUUUCACACGUGAAAUUGCCAUUAAGAAUGAGGAUAAAAAUCUCAAAACUGCUUUAGAGAAAGCGCUCCUGUAUUUUGACAAUCAUGAGCUGCCUGGUCCAUGGAAGAGAGAUGAGUUGCUGGGUUCUGAUGACGAAGAAGACAUGGGUGAUGAAGAUUCCUCUGACGAUGAGCCCAGUGAAGAGAAGGACCGAUUUGUAGCCCAGCUGUAUAAGUUUAUGGAUGAUAGAGGAACUCCUAUCAACAAAGGGCCCAGUAUUGGAACACGAGACCUCAAUCUGUACAAGUUAUUCAGGGUUGUACAGAACCUAGGUGGUUAUAACCGGGUAACUAACCAGAUGAAGUGGAGACUGGUUUACUCCAAGAUGGCUCUACCACAAUCAAACACUGCCUCACAUCAAAUCAAGAAUGCCUAUAAGAAGUUCCUCCAUGCAUUUGAAGACUUUUACCGUAAGCUUGGCAGUACCAUGGGGACCAUCAGCCGACCUGGCCGCAGUCGGCACAGUUCAGGAAGAAGCAUUCUGGCCUUCAGGGGGAGAGAGAAAGAUUCUAAGUCUCCCAAACCUGUCAAACCCAAAGAAAGUGAAAAGGAGGACAGUGACAAGGGCAAGUCGAAGUCAGAUGAGAGUCAGUCCGAAGAUGGGAAGGAAGUGGAAGAGGAUGCUGGGACUAAAGACGAGGUGUCAACUAGGAAGGAGGAGUCGGACUCGGAACCAGUGCGCAAAGAGCGGACAACUCCACGCAGGAUGCUGCGGGAUGAUCUGAAGGAGGCCAAGGAGAAGGAGAAAGAAAAGAAGGAAGAAGCCAGGAGGAAGAAGGAAGAGAAAGAAGAGCAAGCCAAAUCAAAAAAGGAAGAACGAGAAGAAGCAAAAAGUAAAAAAGAAGAGAAAGAAGAAGCUAAGAGCAAGAAGGAAGAGAAGGAUGAUCACAAGGGAAAGAAGGAUGACAAGAAGGCUUCUGAAGACGAUCGUAAAUCUUCCAGGAGAGACAAGCAGGAGGAUAAGUCUGAUAGUAAAAAGGAUGAAGUGAAGUCUGAUAGGGAGACACGAGGCCAGAGGGAUAGACAGAAGGAAGACGUGAAGGUAGAAAAGGAGAAACCAAAACGGAAAGAAAAGGAAAAAGAGGAGGAAAAGGACAAGGAAGAAGAGACUAAAGGAGAGGAGGAAGAAAAAUCUGUUAAGAAACAAAGGGUAACGAGGAGGAAAUCUGGGAGAGGGGAUGAGGGGAAGAAAGAACCUGAGGAGAAGACGGAGGAAGUACUUGAAGAGAAGAAGGUUGAAGAGAAGAAAGUCGAGGAAAUGGAAGUCGAGGAAAAGAAGGUUGAAGAGAAAAAAAUUGUGGAGAAAAAGGCCGAAGAGAAGAAGGUAGAAGAGAAAAAAGUCGAGGAGAAAAAAACAGAAGAGAAAAAGAUGAAAAAGGAGGAUGGAGGUGGCAAGGUUAAGAAGGAAGACAAGAAAGAAAGUAAGAAAGAAGACAAGAAGGAACAGAAGAAGGAGGAGAAAAAGGAAGACAAGAAGAAAGAACCCAAAGAAAGCCCCAAACCAAAGGAGGACAUGAAGUCUAAGCUACAGGAGGAAGAGGAAUCUGAUGAUGAUGCUGAGGAGGAACAAGAGGAAAUCUCCCUACGUCCACGGGAGGAGUUCCCCACCGGCACCAAACUGAAGGUCCGGUACGGUCGGGGGCGGAACCAGAAGGUGUAUGAAGCAAAGGUGGUUGAAGCAAAUAAGGAUGGAUCUCACAAGACCUACCUGGUGCAUUAUGCAGGGUGGAACAACAGGUAUGAUGAAUGGGUGAAGGCAGACAGGAUCAUCUCCAUUGUCAACAGGCCAGAUUCAGGAAAACACUCACAGAAGAAAAUUGUUUCACCAAAAGCACCAUCUCCAAAGCUGCAACAGCAGCAACAUCAACAAACUCAACAGCAGCAGGUGAGCAAUCUGCUGAAGAAGCGAGGUCGGCCGCCGUCUAGCGGCACCCCAAGUCCUGGAGGCAGCACUAGUGCCGAGUUCCGUACCCCAACUCCCAAGAGCAAGUCCCCAGCACCUGGUAGUGGCCAGAGUUCCAAGACCCGACCCACACGCUCCAACAGUAUGGAGGGACAGGUCAUGGAGGGACUGCCCCCAAAGAGACUUACACGAAGAAGUUCUGGCAUUACAGAAACCUCAGAUACAGUUUCACAUGCGAGUGAUGAAAGCAGUGACUCUGACAGUGAUGAAACCGAACAGAAGAUUGUUGUGGUGGUUGAGGAGCACAAGCUGGAAAAAGAUAGCGACGAGUUUGAUGUGAAGGAAUCUGAACAUGACACCAGCAUGGAGGAGGAACCUCAUGAGGAAGAGCAUGACACAAGUGUGGAGGAAAAGGACACCGAUGUCAGUCGGGACGGAGAACUUGAUCUGGUUACAGCAGAGGAUGAUUCAUUGUUACAGUGCACAGAGGAGAUGUUGAAGUCAGAGGAAGAAGACAUGGACCAUGGAGAGCAACAGAUCAGUCCGUCCAUGGAACCAGAGCCUGAGAAGGUUGUGGAGGAGGAGGUAGAGAAAGUUUCUGAGGUCAUUGAGGUGAAGGAAGAUCCUGUUGUGGUUGAGGAGCCAAGGAAAAUUGAACCAAUUGAGAAGAAGGAGGAGAUUGAGAAAGCUUUGGAGAAGGAUUCUGCUCCAGAACUUGUGGCUGAGAAACCAUUCAAGGAAUUAGUGACGAAAUGUGUUGAUGGGAAAACAGAUACCGCUGCUGAUGAGGCUAGGUACGAGGCUUCAGAAGCUUUGCUGCAGAUGCCAGUUCUUCAUGAAGCUUUCAAGAAGAUGCCCGAAGAGCCUAAAGAGAUUGUGUCAGAGGUGAAGAAACAGGAACCUUUGCCAAUGCCAGAGAUUAAGAAGAUUGAACCUGAAGUGCCAAAGAAGGAGAAAGAAGUAGAGAAGAAGGAACGGGGAAGGAAACAAAAAAAAGAUACGAAGGAGGGAAAGAAACAGAAGGUUGUUGAGCCAGUUGCAGUGGAACCAAAGCCUGCAGAACCUCAUGUGAUGACACCUCAGGAAGCCAGGAUGAAGGCUGCGAUGGACUUGUAUGACUUUCAGGGAUUUGAAGAACCAGAAGAGUUGGUGUUGAGACGGGAUAAGAAGUCUGAUCUCCUGGGAAGGAGGUUCCUGACCAUUGAUAUGGAAGUCAAGCCUGAUGUUGUGGAAGGUGGAGAAACAGAAAAGAAGAAGGUUAAGAAAAAAGUCAAGAAGAAAACCGUCUUGGAAGAAGAUGUAAAAAAGGAGAGUGAUUCAAAGGACGUUGUUAGUGAAUGUAAAAAGGAGAGUGAAAAGAAAGAAUGUAAGAAGGAGAGUGAAAAGAAAGAGACUGAAGUGAAGAAGGAUUCUGUAAAGGAGAGUGCUAAGGUGAAGGGAGUGAAGGGGGAAAGGUGUGCUAAAAAGGACUCUAAAAAGAUUAAAGAUGUGAAAGUUAGUGACAUUGAGCCAGCUGAGAGUGGUGUUAAAGAGAAAAAAGAAAAACGUCCCCGAUCAAGGUCACCAAGUCCAGUAAAUACUUGCUCAAAAGUUCUUAAAUUUGAACCUGUGUGUCCCUCGCCAAAACCAAGUACAAGUGCCGAAACUGUCUCCACUGUCAAAGAUCUACCUAGAGAAGCUGAGCCCAUCGCUGAGUUAAGUGUGAACACCAUGCUGGACAAUACUCCACCCACCACCCCUGAGCAUGAGCUGAACGAGGCUGAGCCAGCAGCUCCGAUCAGGAUAAACGAAGCUCGGUCUGAAAUGAAAGACAGUGUGUCUGUAGAACGGACAGCUAAGCUCCGCAGUGAGUCACCAUCAGCUGGGGAGUGCAGUGCAAGUUCCUUGGAGGUUAAUGAAAACAACAGUGCUCUGCCAUGUUCUGAAAGUAGUAACGAUGUGGAAGUAGCAUCUGUGGCUAUUGGCAAGAGGAAAAGAGAGACAGUAGACACUACGCCAUCCAAGAAGAAGAAGCGUAUUAGUAAAGGUGGAAAAGCAUCAGAAAAGAAGAUAAAAACAGUUCAAAGCAGUGACAGUGAUGAAACCAACACAGUGAAGCAGCCGAGUCCGGUCCAUGUCCCUGGACCAAGCUCCCCAAUGAAGAUGCCAGAAUCUGCUCAAACCAGGUCACCCCGACCUCCCAAAUAUAACUUCAAUAUAGAAGAAGGCAAGUACUUAGAGGGCGAUAAGAGGAUAGAGUUCCUGAUAGACAAGAUGCAAGAAAUUCGCAAAAUCUAUAUGAAUCUCAAACAGGAGGUGGCAUGUAUAGAUAGACGGAGGAAACGUGCAAAGCGGAAAGAGAGAGAAAAUUCCCAGUCAUCACAAAUGGACUGCGACAGUUCAUGAAACAAGUUUGUGUGCCACCAAUGGCAAACACAUGGUCAGGUGUCACCAGUAACUUGCAUUUCAUCCACGACCUAGAUUUUUAACAUUCAUCCAUAUUAUUUCAUUGUCAUCAUCAUGUCAUCUCUUUCAGUAAAUCAUCCUCAUCCUCCUCAUCAUCAUCUUCAGCAUCAGCAUCAGCAUCCUCAUCAUCCUCAGUGCAUCAGAAGCCCCAGUCACUGCUUGCGCUGAGCCCUGUGUGAAGACAUUGAUACUCAUUCAUGAUUCCAGUAGUCUCAUUCAGUUGUUAAUUGUUUAUCAUCAGUAACCGUGGUAACAUUUGUGCAAUUUUCUCUCAUUUCAAUUUUGAAAUUGAAUGAGGUGAAAUAGUUGAUAAUGAAAUAGAUAUUACCAGUAAAUGUGGAAGGAUUCUAUCCGUGAGUUGACUUAUGGAUUCCCACUUUUUUGUUCUUUCAAUGCAACAUUUCGGUACACAUGCUAGUACCUUGGUCAUGUUUAUUUGACUGCCAGGGCCAUGUUAUAUAUUGUAGUUGGGUUUACAGUCAUGGAACAUCUUGUGAUACAAUCAUAGUUCAGAACAAAUAUGGAAAAGUAUGCAAAUUAUCAGCGACACCAGAUUUGACAACACAGUAGCCAGUGCUAUCUCGAAUGAUAUUUUAAGAAUGGAAAUUUGUUAUUUAUAAACCCCAUUAGUGAACAUGCUGCAAAUUCAGGAACCAGUGUUUGUAUGUCCUAUGACCACAGGAUCAUACAACUUGACUCAGGCCAGCUUGAAUAGUGAUAACAGAAGGACGGCUAAAAAGCCUGAAAUUUUACAAGCCCUUAGGAUACCAUUAAUAUUAGACACACUGAUUCAGGUAAGCAGGCUAGUGCCGAGUUGCAUCCUGGGUCAUUAUGGAGUAAACUGAUUUGUUGUGCCAAUCCUAUGUUGGUCUUGUUUAAAAUGGAUUUUGUGACAACCCUGCAAUGUAGUUGUUUUGUGUGAAGAAUUGAACUGUUAAGUCGUAUCGCAAUGAUUAUAAGAGUCUUGUGAGUAGCUAAUCUGGAGUAUUGUAACCAUGGUAACAUAUCUUGAUAUUACUAUGACUACAAAAUGAUGAUGAAAGGUAUGUUAUCUUAGUAAAAUCAUCUCAAAGUGCUUUCAGAGUAUUCCGAAACAGAGGAAACUGUUUUCUUGAACAGCAAUACCAUGGAUCCAUUGCCGUGACUUCUUCCACACUGAGAACCAAUUCUAUUUUGUAUAUUUUUACAUGAUGGUUAUUGUACAUGUUGUGAGAUAUCUACAUGUGCAUGUUGACUGUAGGAGGGGGACAUGGUCCUUGUGGCUGACAGCCUAAUGCGCUGGUUGAUAUUGUGUAUGAAAUACGCAGGAAUUGUUCUUUGAUGUGUACAUGAUGUAUCUUGCCCUGAUAAAAGUGCUCUUGAAAGGCCAUACAUGUUAUACAAUGUUACAGUGAUAUGUACCACAUUGCUUCAUUUUCAUUCAGUGUUUCACCUUAUAAAAUCAUAUUUAUGUGAACAACAUGUUUUGGUCCUGGGUCUUCGAAUAUUCAAACAUGGACUUGGCUUGAUGAUGAUGUGACCGUGUUAUCCAGUAAGUGCCCAGUAAAUGAGGACUGGUAUUGUGACAAGGCAGUCCAACUGGUCUUUCAACAUGUACAUGUCAACAGUAUCUUGAAGAAACAUUAACACUGAGAAAGAGGGCAGUCAACUGCCAGUCCUUGAAUACAAGUACUUCCGGUGACAAAUUGUUACUAUAGAUAUAUGACUGAAACAAUGCUAAUGCCACAAUACAUUUUAAUUCACUCACUCACUUCUACAUGGCCUAUGACAAUUGUGUGUGAAGGUCCACGGUGGCCAUGCAAUGCUCUGCUGCUUCAGGGUUUGAAUGCAUGAUUUUGUCCACAUUAUCACCCUUGGUUUGUCAGCACCAUACCUGUGCUCAUGGAUUUUCACUGAAGUGGUAAAGGUCUAUGACCUGUGCCACUUGUGGAUUUCCUCCACACAUGGCCUUCUAUAAAAUACUGUUGUGGUUCCCAUGACAAUUUCAAAAGACAGUAAUGCAUGUAUGUUUUCAAAGUUUACUUGGUUACAAACAUCACUUGGGGAUGUAAUGGUUGACACUUAAAUUGGAUCAUUUGGGUAAUUGGAACCACAACUUAAGGGUUUGUUUUUUAAGGUCUAUGCUUGAGCAGACACCAUGAUUUGACUGAGACCUUCAAAGAGUGGCUUCUUUCUGAUCUAAUCAGGGCCCUGUUCCUCAAAGCGAUCUGAGCGCUACGAUGAUGGUAAACCUAUGUUAAAGUAUAGGACUUGCGAUCACCUUAGUGCUAAGAUCGCUUUGUGGAACGGGGCCAGGUCACGGUCAUGGUUAGUGCUCUGUUUGAAACUGGGACAUUUGUGUAAUUUGCCUAAUCAUUUACUGAUCUAAAGCAUAUAUAAAUGUGAAGCAGACAUUUAUGUGUUUUGAAUGUCUUCAAUCCAAAUUGCAGAGACUGCCUGGCGAUCAAAACAAGACCUUUUUUUAAAAUCUUUUGAGGAAAUGUCUGGUCAUUGUAUGCUAUUAAGAUGGUUUAAGUAGACAAAAAGACCUACCAAAAAAUGCUGAAUACACUUUUGUGGUUGACAUGGUUUCAAGUGCUAUGAAGUAAUUUCUUUGUAUAUAUAAGAGUAUUAUCACAUACCACCGUGACUGCCAAGUUGAGAUACUGAUUCUUCAAGGUCAAGCUUCUUAUGAGUGAAAAAGACAAUGUCGGCUGUGUAUAUUUCUGCUACAUUUGUAAAUCCAUGGUUAUAAAAUAGCGGUCUGUGAUGUGUAUGUAUACAAUCGGCUAUUUCUUGUUUAGUUCUUCUGCUUACCAUUCAGCUCAAAGAUGAAGAUUUUAUCAAAACCAAAGAAUAUGAAGAUUGUAUCAGAACCAUAUUUUAUUUCUUUGCAUUUAUUGGUUCAGUAUUUCAGUUGUGCCAUGUACUCAACUUAGUCCACAAAUGACAUAGGUCACUGGGCUUGGUAUUGUUCAAAACAUAUGCAGUCUCCAUCACACCACCCAGUCAGAUUUGAUCUUGGUUUUACGAUCAAUGUUUUGUUUGUUAUGUCACUGUUGAUUGGUUGAAAAAAAGUGCUAUGAUUUACCCAGAGUUCAGUCCUAGUCUUGCAGUGGUUACAGACAUUUUUGAUAGAACCAAGGCCAGUUUGUAUGUCACAACUUGUUAGGCUGUGUGUGAUCUUCGGUCUUGUGUACAGCGUACAGCUAUUUUUGCAUAUUGUCAGGUCAUCUUUUGAUAGAGGCAGAGCAUUGGAUUAAGCCUGUUUACAAAUGAAAUCUCAUUAAACAUGUGCAAAAUAUAUUGUCAAACAUUCCAAUCUUGAGUUCAACAUGUUCAAGAGAUUGCAUGUUUUGAAAAAUAUGGUGUUUAUUUGUCCUGAUGAUUAUUUUCAAAGCAGUAACAUUUUAAGAAAUAGCCACCAGUUAACUGAAACAAACUACUAAGUUAAAGCAAAUGAGUAUUAUGAUAAUCAUGGUUUGUUAUCAGUGUAACUAACCUAUUAAGUCAGUUCAACUGUAAAACAUAAGUGGUGGUUGUUUUUGUAUUUGUUUUCUAAAAGCAGUUUACCUUUAGAAUAAUCCACGAAAUUUUUAAGAUAAAAUAUUAAAAUAUAUGAGUAAAAUAAUCAUGAUUGUACUCAGUGUAAAGUAUUUUGUUCAUUCACAGUUUAACAAUAAAACAAAGGUCAUACAACCAUCAUGGUAUAUGUUAGUGUCCUGCCACACCCACCUUUGUGGACACAGUGUGGAGAAGAAUCAGUGUGUGGAUUAAGUUACCACUUUCAUGUGCCUAUUCACAUCACCUGGUGGCUUACGCAUGAGCUUGUGUAAAAUAUUUGUUAGGCUUAUGGUUAAUGCUUCGUUACAUUUAUUGUAUGCUAUUGAAAUUUGAAGACUACAAUGACACAUGUUCAAUUGAACACUUUUCCCGAUUUUUGGUACUGGUAAGCUAUGUGCAAUUGUUUAUGCUAGUAUUUGUAGGACUGUUACAAAAACGUUAUCUUUUUGUCUUCCUGAUGUAGAAAGACUUUAAGAGAUUAUUUUUUAGUGAAAGGACGUGUUUGUAGUGAGACUUGUUUAGAUCUGGGUAGAGCAUAUGUAUGGUGUGCAGCUACUGAGUUUGGCCUACACUUCAAAAUCCUGUAGCAAAUUGUGCUAGAAUAGGACUUGCCAAUUUCCACAAAAAGCAAACUUAGGUCAGUGUUAGAUUGUCGAUGGUCUUUAUGCUCAGAUUAUUUUGUGCUAGUCCAACUGAUUUCUAGAAAGUCAGUCCUGGGUAAUUUGUUUUUGAAUAUAUUUGUGACAUGAUUGUUGAAAAUACCUGGAGUAUAUUGUUGGUUUGGGAAAGUGUGGUGAGCUUUUGCCUUUUGUUCCAAAGGUCAAUGUGAGGUGCCAUGGUGUGGCUGGAAUUUUGCUAAAAGCAGCUCACUAUCUAAUUAAAAUUUUUAUUACAUUAUAUCGUUUUUGACAACCACAUUUGAUUUAAUCAUCACUCAUUAGACACUAUAGAUUAUGCAGGAAACAAAUAGUAAAGUUCAAACACUUCACCAGUAGCUGUACACCCAUUGUUGCCUUUGUUACAAUCAAUGGUUCCUUCAUGGUUGGACCAACUGAUUGCAAGUUGUAGGUCAAAGGUGUUUCUUGCCACUUUCAUAAUAGUGCCUGCGUUACAUGAUGUAAGGUAGAAGAUCUUUCCUUCCCUCCCCCUCCCUAUGUUAAGCCUGUUGAGUGGUAAGACUCGGCAAUAUGUGAUUUCAAACACUUCUGUGAAUUGUGAACAAGUACUUGAAAUGAACAAAGUACAACUAUUUUAACUGGAUGUAUUUCUUGUAUAGAUAUGGUUAUAUUUCAGUGUUCAGUAUGAAAUUGUGAUGUUGAAAUACUUCCAUGGCAGUAUUUUGAGAAAAUGUCUGUAUCAUAACACACAUGAUAUGUAAAGAGAUAUUUUCUCGGUGUUUUAUAUACCCACUAUCGCUUACAAAGCAACAAUAAUUACACACUUAUGCACAAGUUCUAGGCAAAGCAUUGUUCUACAAACUGGAUUGAAAUGUACUGUUCAUUAUGCACUUUUAGUACUAUCUAGAAUGUCAUUGUUUUAGCCCAUGUUUUAUUUGUAUAAAAUUAAAAUGACCCUGUUUAGCAGAUUUUUGUCUGUGAAUGCCACCCUUGUUAGAAUAUGUUUUAGUGAGGAUCUUGGAUGUUUUAAAAUGAAUUUAUAACAGUAUUGAUUCUGCCAAAUGAGCCAUACUUAGAAUUUGUCUGUGACCUCAUGUCUCAACACUGAACACCAAGAGCUUCAUUAGAUAUGUACUUUGUGUACACAGAGAGCAUCAAUAGAGACAGACUGUAUGGUAUGUGUUCCCAGCUGCAGUGGCCUCCAACAUACGCCCAACCAAUCAUCUCACAUCCAACAAAGUAUUCUUUGAUUACAACCAUAAUCCUUCAACGGGUCACUGUGAAUCUAGUAGUCUCAGAUGCUGCUCCCUGUUCAUAGUUACAUCCCUUAGCCAUGCCAGGAUUCACUUGUCGUUGGUUUGACUCUUUGAUUCACCUGAUUGUCAGUGCUUGUGGGUUUGGCCAAAGUCGUAGACAACUAUGACCAGCAUCACUUGUGGCUUUCUUCCCACUUUUGAUUACCUGUGAUAUGACAGAAGAACUGAAUGAAAAUUGAUGAAAAGCUCUGACACAGAUUUGUUUCUGGAGCUAGAUUAAUUGAUGAACACCAAUCUAGUCAUAGAGAAACUACUGGGAGGGAAGCAGCUGGGAACAACGUUCCUAGAUAUUAUCAAGUGAACAUUCUCAGUCUUAACAACUGUAUUUCAGAUUUGUGCUCUUGUAUUUGGUGUGAGUACCUUGUAUCAUGUUAAAUCAGUAGGAUGUUCUUAAAAGUUUGUGAAAAAAGAUGCCAGUCAUGUCAUCUUUUUCCAUAAAAUGUUCGUCACAAAUGUUUUACAACCACUGAACCAAAGACUUAAGAAUGUCAUUGCUUUGAACAUUUUGAUGUCCUCAUUAAACAUUAGAUCUGAUAUGCCCAGUAAACCUAACCCCUACAGUAAUGAAAUAGUAGCAGGUCUGCUAAUCCACAUGAAAGUCAGCCAAGUUGUUUCUGUGACCUCUUAAAGUUUGCAUGGACCCCAAACUGAUGAAAUAUUUUCCAUGCCCCUUAUUGAGUAUGUUCAGCUUCCUUUAUGUAUGAAUGUCAUUAACUGAGAAGAAUGAUGGGGUAGUAGAGAGACAGAACUAUGACUUCAUCUGGAAUGACUUGCUGCUCAGAUUCUCAAUCCAUGUCACAGUAUUUGGUAGUUCAUGAAGUCAGACUGGUGCAAUAUGGGAUGGUGCUUGAAAAGUGGGGGUGCCAUUCAAUGACAAUUCUCACCUUGAUGUAGACAUCUGAAUGUAGGGUUUUUUGUGUGAGAAGGAUUGGUUCUUGGUAGCUUAUAAUAUUUGUUUGCUCUUUGUCAGGGAGUUCAUUGUUAAUGUGUUCAAAAAGUCAAGGAUCAGUGGAAUAAAACAAAAUGUAUUAAGUGACGGGGGAAAAUCAAAUAUUUUUAUUGUUUGAAUGAGGUUUUUGCUGUGACUUGAAUAGAUAGGAACCAAUCUUUCACAUGCUGCAAGGGUAUUGUGAUAUACCAUGUAACUAUGAAAGGAAACAAAGCAACAGAUGCACACUUAAUGGCUGUAUACAAUACUUUUGGAAGCCUUUUCUCGGAAACAAGGUCCCAAAGCCAGACAAAUGAGCUUAGCUGCGAAAAUGGAUGAUGUAUAUGGAAAUGUCAAAAGAAGUUUGUUAGGUCAUGGGAGAUGGAACUUCCAAACCAGCUUGAUACAGAGCCAGACUAUAUCAUGACUUGAUCAUGGCAGGGGUCCGAGUCCAGUUUGAAUGUAUUAUUUGGAAUCCUGAGGUGUCCAUCAAGGCAUGAUCAAACUAGACCUCCCUCUGUUUGAUAAUGAGUAUUGUUAUGAAUGGUGCCCAAUUUCAAAUAGCUUAUCUGUUAGGGAAGACCCCCUUUUUACAUCAGAAAAAUAGAAUUAUGAAAGUGAUAAUUCAGUGUUAAUCAAGGGAAAGUCGACUUGGUUAUUCUUACACCAAUGUUCCUGGAUUGCCAUGGUGAGUUGAGUUCAUUGGAAUGCAAGAAGUCUUGUGUUUGUUUCCAGUGAUUUUCAGUGACAUGUUUCUUUUUAUGUAAUAUCAUGCAAACGUUGUGUUGAGCCUACUCAGGUCCUUGUGAGGACUUGUUUCAUAUGGAUUGUCAUUCUCCCAAAUGUUUUGUACAAAAUGUCCAAAUUGAUGAUCUGCAAUGCUACUAUGUAUGUGUUGAACCAUACAAUGCACUAUUACAUAAUUUAUUCUUAGUCAAUAAAUCAAAAUCCCUCAUAAA
This is a messenger RNA of Haliotis rufescens (red abalone), 12645 nucleotides long. Its product is annotated as AT-rich interactive domain-containing protein 4B-like. The record is from RefSeq and is a predicted model, not a curated record. NCBI's taxonomy places the organism in Eukaryota, Metazoa, Mollusca, Gastropoda, Lepetellida, Haliotidae. Gene Ontology annotation, biological process: regulation of transcription by RNA polymerase II. The transcript has 25 exons. Gene Ontology annotation, molecular function: transcription cis-regulatory region binding. Bases 165 to 5222 code for a protein of 1685 amino acids. Gene Ontology annotation, cellular component: nucleus.